AUGGCAAACAACAACAUUACGUAUAACCAAUAUUCCCCUUACAUCCCACAUUUAGAUACCAUGUCCUCAGUUAACAUCACUUCACCUGAGUUGUCGCAAGGCGACUUGGCUGCCGAGUAUGACCUUUGGGGCAAUCCGGGAAUUUCUUUUAAUCAAUCGACGAAUAAUGAUAAAUUUAAACAACAACAAAUGACUAACUAUACAUUUGAAAUUCUAAAUCCCCAGUUGGCAGCUAUGAAUCAACAUUCUCAGCAACCACCCACGACACAUCAACAACCGCCAAUUACAGCUUCUACAAUCACACCGUUUAUUGCAUAUGCCACUCCUACACCGGUGGCUACAUCACCUUUACAACCAACAAGUAUAGUCACUCUUGCAUCAUCCACGAACAGUAGUCAAUCUAAUAAUUCACCUACUGAUCCAAAUUUCACAAUAUAUCAUCAAGGAUCAAUACCAGGUGUAAUGAUUUCUAAUAAUAUUCAUCUAAGUGGUGGAAGUGGAGUAGAUUCUUUAGAGCCAAUCUCAUCAUCUCGUCAAUCUUCUGUUGAUUCAUUAGAUUUUUCACAUUCUUAUGCAUUAUAUGGAAAUGAAUUUGAUGCUGCCAUGGAUCCUGACUUUCGUGUAAAACUUGCAGCUGAAGAAGAUAAAAGAAGACGAAAUACAGCAGCGUCCGCUAGAUUUCGUGUAAAAAAGAAGAUGCGUGAACAAACUCUUGAAAAAACUGCAAAAGAUAUGACUUCCAAGGCUGAAGCGCUCGAAGGCAAAGUUAAGGAAUUAGAAUUAGAAAUUAAGUGGUUAAGGAGCUUGAUUGUUGAAAAAGAUGCCAGGCUGCUGGAUAUUGAACGUCCAGAGAAACAAUCGAAUAAGGAUGAAGACAAAUGUGAUGAUGAGGAAAAAUGUGAUGAUGAAGUGAUUGAAGAUAACCAACCUCAAGAAACAUCAUCGAAUAAUCAACUAUCUCAAAAAUAA
Ambispora gerdemannii is the source of this 969-nucleotide messenger RNA. NCBI's taxonomy places the organism in Eukaryota, Fungi, Glomeromycota, Glomeromycetes, Archaeosporales, Ambisporaceae. The record is from the annotation of a GenBank genome assembly.